CAUGUGCUGCUGCCUGGUCACUUCUCCUCCCUGCCUGGGGGUGAAUCACUAGCUGACAGGACUGUGUGACUGCGAACAGCAGAGAGGUCAUUACAUGGCACCAGUGCCCUCCUGACAAUGCAGUGAGAGGAAGGAAGAGCGGGCUCCCUGCCAGCACAGGGAAGAGGCAGCUGCUCUGCGGAACUCCUCUCACACUUGUGUCCGGAGCCGUCCGGGCACUACCUCUGCCUCAGCACCCCUGGCGAACCCCGAACUGCUCCCUGUGGAGAGAAGACAUGACACAGGACAGAAGCGAAGGGCACUGUCAGCCUGAGGAGUCAUACCCCUUCCUGAACGUGAAACCGAUUUCAUAGACUUCUUGCCCCCGCUGAGGAGCCUCCAGACACUUAGCCCGGCACUGCAAGCGUUAACCUGGGGGCUGUCACCGCUGGCUUCCCUCGAGCAGUGUGCGGCGCGACGGCCUCUGUGUGCUGCUGUGCAGGGCAGGAUGCCAGUGCUGGACCGAUGCUAUAACGCGGAGGUGCUGCUGCCGACCUACAUGGGUAGUCUGCCGACCUACCGCUCCGGGAGUCUGAGCUGCGAGCUGCCGGAAAUCAUAGAGAUGGUGAAACUGCUGUGGAAGUCCAAGACCGGCGUCCACAGUGUGAAGCAGAGGGGUCUCCUGGCCAAUGAGGAUGCCCUGGGGGCACUGCCAGGAGAGGCUCGAGUGAGAGGUCCAGCAGGGGUUCUCUCUGAACGCCGUGGCUCAUACCCUUUUAUUGAUUACCGUCUCCUGAACAAUACAGCACACUCAGGAGAAAUUGGCACAAAGAAAAAAGUAAAGAGACUCUUGAGCUUUCAGAGAUAUUUUCAUGCAUCAAGGCUUCUGCGUGGAAUUGUGCCACAAGCUUCACUGCACUUAUUGGAUGAAGACUAUCUUGGCCAGGCACGGCAUAUGUUAUCUAAAGUGGGGAUGUGGAAUUUCGACAUUUUCCUCUUUGACCGCCUGACAAAUGGUAACAGUCUUGUAACACUCCUGUGUCAUCUCUUCAACGUACAUGGGCUUAUCCAUCACUUUCAGCUCGACAUGGUGAAAUUGCACAGGUUUCUAGUCAUGGUUCAGGAAGACUACCAUAGUCAAAACCCAUAUCACAAUGCUGCCCAUGCUGCAGAUGUCACACAAGCUAUGCACUGCUAUCUAAAAGAGCCAAAGCUUGCCAGCUACCUAACUCCUCUGGACAUAAUGCUCGGGCUGCUGGCAGCAGCUGCACACGAUGUGGAUCAUCCAGGAGUAAACCAGCCAUUUUUGAUAAAAACUAAACACCAUCUUGCCAGCCUGUACCAGAACACAUCCGUUUUAGAGAACCAUCACUGGAGGUCCACUGUCGGCAUGCUGAGAGAAUCAAGCCUAUUUGCACAUUUGUCAAAGGAAAUCACGCUUGAUAUUGAACAGCAGUUGGGUUCUCUAAUAUUAUCGACAGACAUCAAUCGUCAGAAUGAGUUUCUAGGCCGAUUUAAAGAUCACCUUGACAACAAAGAUCUCAUCUUGACAGAUUCAGACCACCGGCAUUUUAUGUUGCAGAUUGCCCUGAAGUGUGCUGACAUCUGCAAUCCAUGCCGUGUGUGGGAGCUGAGCAAGCAGUGGAGUGAGAGAGUCUGUGAAGAAUUCUACAGACAAGGAGACCUUGAACGGAAGUUUGGCCUAGAAAUAAGCCCACUUUGCAAUCAACAAAAAGACUCAAUACCCAGUAUACAAGUUGGCUUCAUGACCUACAUUGCAGAGCCACUGUUUGUGGAGUGGGCAAGAUUCACUGGAGACACUCCUCUAUCUGUAAAUAUGAUAAAUCACCUCAGGAAGAACAAGUCCAAGUGGAGGGCCCUUUUACAUAAGCAGCGCAGCAAGAGCAAUGAUCGAUUGGGGCCAGUCACUGAAGGAAAAGAUGACCAAAAGAUCGGUGAAGGUGGAGGUCCCUAGAGACCAGAUCUUUUUAUGUCAUUGCUGCCUUUUCCUUAGCUGCUUUCAAUGAAGAGGGAUUCAUAUCAACCUCAGGUGGGCUGUUGUUGCUUUUCACAACAGGUCUAAGAGAGGUCAGAAGGAAGCAGCGUAUAGUAAUCCGGGUAACAGUGGUUGCCUACUGCCCUGUCUGGUAUCAUGUUCUAUCAGCCUAUUCAGCAUUUCUCACUUACUUCAGAGUGGGCAAGACCAGCACCCUAAUUUCUAAUGAUCAAACUGAUUAGACAUGAGGACACCGGGAUAGGUGGAUUCUCCUGAAUGAACCUUCCAACUGGAGGAUGCCAUAUGAUGCAGACUAAUGUAGCAGCAUAUAGCGCUUUUUGCAAGCUAUCCCCAACCUCUUGAGUGACAUCCAGCCAUGUUAACUAAAGCAAAUACGAAAUCAUGAACAAAACCACAGCCUAAAGGGGGGAAAAAACACCAGCAUCAACUGGACUCAGAAGAGAUCUAUCUGACAAGACAACUUUAUAUUCUUAUGUAAAGUAUCACAAGCGAGAUAUUGUCUUUAUUUUUACUUUUUAUAUUAUGUAGAUCAGAAGAAAAGAUUUGAAUGAAGCACUAGCCACACUACCCUACAAAUGUACAGACACUUUUGAAUGUUUUCACACCACUUUGGAUUUAACAAGCGACUCUCGCUGAAAGGAGAGAUUGAAUAAACUGUUAGCUGGACUUGUUUGGCUUUUUACACCUCAUUUUCAUCACAAAGAGUUUAUAAAUGUCAUUACAGCAGAUGUAUUUUUGCAUCUGCUCUAUUUUCUGUAUCUGCUCUAUUUUCUGUAUAUACGGAGCUACUGAUCCCCAUGCCAAAAUACCGAUGAGUUGUGAAACUGCUACCUGUACAGAUAUUGGCACUGUGAACAGAAAACUGUUACAUUGAAGAAAAAAUAUAUAUUAUAUCAUGUGUAAAUAUGGUAUGUAGAGGAUUAUUUCUAAUAGAGCACUCAUUUACAGAUAAAGGCCUUAAAUUUGAACUUGUAACGUUUCAGUCGUUGUAUUAUCCACCUAAUUCACUAAUGCCUUUGGUCAAACGUUAACAGUCUCUGUACGGAUAGUCACUUUGAAAUCGAACACUAGGACUUAUUUGCCAAUAUCGCAUUUUUAAUGGAGGAUUAACACUUGAUCAGAGCAGUCAAUCAGAAUAUAUACUGUAUGUUUGUACAGCAAGCUAAAAUCCUCAACACAGAAACAGACUACGGUAUAUUCUAAAUGUGGACAGGCCCCAAUUAUACAUUUACCUGCUGUUGUCCUUGUAAUAAGGUGUUGUACCGUUCCCAAGCCACAUAGACCUUGAAAAUCCUCAAUGUAAUGCAGCUACUGUACAGCAGGAGCAAAGAUUACAUUUUAUUAAUACCGACCUUCAAUGUUGUAAUUACUACAAAAGACAAACACAGUUGCCCAGAUUUUUUAAUAAAGCAGGACAACUGUUUUCAGGAUCCUCUUAUUCUGAUUUUAAAUCUCCAUCACAUUGAUAAAUCUGCUACCUCUGUGACAUCUGCACCAGCUUCUCCAGCUCCAAUACUCUGCACCACCAUGGAGCUUCUGUAAGGCACUAGGGAGCCUCAAAUCUAAAUAUUCGCCGCCCAUAGAAAGAGAGUGUGGGGGUGAGGUACAGUACAUGCGUGUAUGGAAACUCUUGACGGAUUACCAAACUCUUGACGGGUCAUCCGUGUCCAGUGGAGUUAGGAGUGGAAACUAACAUGACAAUACGUUAUAUUUAUAGUUUUUUAAAUGUUAUUAUGAUAUUAGGAUGAUACAUUGAUAGAAAAAGAGAGCCUAAUAAUGUGCAUUUUAUUUUUAAGUAGUCUGUAAAAAAAAUUACUCCCUACAUAUGAAUGCAUGCACAUAUACAGUAUCUUAUGAAGGCAAGUCAUAGGAGGAGAUUCGUUAAAGGGAACCAGUCACCAGGAUUUUGUGUAUAGAGCUAAGGACAUGGGUUGCUAGAUGGCCGCUAGCACAUCUGCAAUAUCCAGUCCCCAUAGC
Molecule: messenger RNA, 3973 nt
Organism: Bufo bufo (common toad)
Lineage: Eukaryota; Metazoa; Chordata; Amphibia; Anura; Bufonidae
Gene: PDE7B
Product: phosphodiesterase 7B
Exons: 12
Coding region: 488-1954 (488 amino acids)
Molecular function (GO): 3',5'-cyclic-AMP phosphodiesterase activity
Source: RefSeq, a predicted model, not a curated record